This is a messenger RNA of Anopheles nili, 1179 nucleotides long. RefSeq lists its product as uncharacterized. The coding region runs from base 1 to 1179 and encodes 392 amino acids. The transcript has 3 exons. Lineage: Eukaryota; Metazoa; Arthropoda; Insecta; Diptera; Culicidae. The record is from RefSeq and is a predicted model, not a curated record.
AUGGCGUAUAUCUCGGCAAAUAACGUGGAUCCCCUGGCGACGCCGGAGGAGGUGGCCGCUGAGCUUAAAGCUCAGUAUGGCGUGGCCAUCCCCGUCGAAGGCAUAUCGUUGCAUGCGUACCCUAAUGGGUUGCAACGAUUCAGAGCGCGUGUGCUGCGAAGUGAGGCCAUGCUGCUUGAUGGCAAGAAGCUGAGAGUCGGGUUCUGCGUCUCCACCAUCAAGAUAAUGAUCUUACUCUACAUGUGGAGAAUCGGAAUUGGGGCUAAAACUGCAGCAAAAGAAGCUAAAGUGAACCCUCGCACAGUGCUGAAGCUCUUCGGCGAAAUUCGGAUGCAGUUGCUGAUGGAGAUUAACAACGAUUCACCGAUUGGAGGACCUGGUCUGACAGUCGAGAUAGACGAGACCAAAAUCUCGACACAUAUGUCUUCUGAUGAAGAGGAAUUGCUCCAUGUAGAGCCAGGGUCAAAACGAAUGCAAGUAGUGGAAGAAAAUCAAAGCCGUGGGAUUGAAACGUAUGAAACCGACGUUCACGAGGACAUUUUACCGGACGGGGACGACUGCAUUGAGGAAGAUGAUGAAGCAGUCGCUUGGGACGGUGUAUAUAAUAUAUUCGAUACAAUGGAUUUGAAAGAUUGUCUUCGAUAUCUUGCGAUUUGGCACCAACUUCCCCGUUCGGCGGUCAAUAUGAUGCUGGCCAUCCUACGGAUGAAGCUGGAUUUAGAUCUUCCUAAAGAUGCGCGGACUUUGGUUAGAACACCUACCCAAUUAAGGAACGAAAUUGUUGCUAUCAGAGGAGGUGAUUAUUCGUACGGAGGCUUAAAAUCAGUCCUGACCAAAUAUGUUACUCCUUUAACUCUUUCUAAAACCUUCAAUCCUGAAGCGACACAUUUCUCAUUGGAUGUGUCAAUCGACGGGCUGCCACUACACAAGGGUGGGCCAACUCAGCUUUGGCCUAUUCUUGUAAAGGUGGUAGAGUUGCCAAAGCUUCCGGUUAUGACGGUAGCCACAUUUAGUGGACCAUCAAAACCGGAAAGCAUCGAAGAAUUCUUGCGGCCGCUGGUGGAUGAAGCAAAUGAAAUUCACCGAGCAGGCUUGAUUGUUGGCGAUAAAACGUUGCAUUUUAGCAUUCGCAAUUUUGUCGCCGACUCACCAGCUCGUGCUUUAAUAAAAGGUAAGUAG